AUUAUAAUUUUGCAAUUUUUGCUGUCCCCGCGUUUACAAAUGCUUCACCAACGCCUUUUCUGCACUAAAAUUUACCCGACCGCCGUUCACCACCACCGAGGCAGCCGUCACCAGAAUCUGUGGCGGAUAAAGCAAGUAACGAAAUCCAAUUUGUCAGAGACUUUUGAAGAAAUCAAGACUCACAUAUCCAACUCCGAUUUCAUAGCCGUGUCGUUGCAGCAAACCGGUGCAUACUCAGCUCCAUGGCAAAGGGUUCUCCCCAUCGACACCGACGAGACAGCAUAUCUCAAAUCCAAACGCGCCGCCGAGCGGUUUCAGGUUCUUCAGUUCGCAAUCUGCCCUUUCUCGGUCAAAGCUUCCAAGCUCAUAGUUCACCCGUAUAACUUCCAUUUGUUUCCGAGGGAUGAGUUGAAAAUUGCGAUGCCUUCUUACAGCUUUUCAUGCCAGUCGUCAUAUUUGGCCUCUAUGGCUCGAGAAGGUUUUGAUUUUAAUGCCUGCAUAUAUGAUGGUAUAUCAUACUUGUCCAGAGCACAAGAACUAGCUGCAGCAGAUCGAAUUGGACCUUCAUCAACCAGUAGCUUUGUGGUGCCAUCUUCAUCAACCAAUUCAGUUGCUGAUUCUGUUUUUAGAGAAAGCACAAAAUCUCGAGUUAGACAUUGGAUAAAUGCUUGUAAAGAUUCAAACAAGAAGACAGAGGAUGUUUUGAUCAGUGUGUUGAGAAAACUUGUCUCGGGAAGUGAAGUGUACGGCUCUAGACCGUGCUUAAUUAUAUCUGUCUGCAGUGAACGUCAAGUGCAACUUGUAUUAGAAAUGUUGAAGGAGUUUGUUGAUGUCGUACCUAUAUUAGUUCCUGCAAGAGGAGGAGGAAUACAGGCUGUUCGAGCUGUUUUGACAAGUUCAGAAGAAGACAAGAACCUUCUCGAGAAGGAACUUCAGGAUAUGGAAGAGGAACGUAAUAAACGUGUUCGUGGCUUUCGAGAGGUGAUAGACUUGAUUUCCGCUUCUCAGAAGCCUGUUGUUGCUCACAAUUCACUCAGUGAUUUUACAUUUAUAUAUUCAAAGUUCCUGGCUCCACUUCCUUCAACAAUCAAUGAAUUCAGAAGUUCCUUGCUUUUGGUCUUUCCUCAUGUACUUGAUGUUAACCAUCUUAUGAAGGAAAUUGGCCCUGUUGAAAAGGUGAAUAAUCUACCCGCGUCCAUCUCCUAUUUGAGGAGGAAGUUCUUUGCGCCAAUAGAUAUGGAAGUUUCUCACCGAGCUGAGGCAGACAAAGUCCAGAUUCAUGGCCGUAAUGUUCUGCGAAUAAGCGAGCUGUUUGCCAAGUUGUGCUCCGUAUUAAAAAUCAAUCCUGAAACUUUUGAAGAAGACUAUAACCAUUUGUCAUCUGCCAUUCAAUGCCAUGCCAAUAAAUUUAACCCUUCCUCGACAAGGUUUGGGGAUCCCAUCGAUGAAGAUGUUAGAAUUUGGAAUAAAAAUAGUAGAAGGAUUAGCAUCGACAAUUUGGUUUUCUUAUGGGGGUUAGAAGGUGGGAUUUCUGCUGGAAUGCUGAAAGCCCUUCUACAUGAUUCACAUGAAGUGUUUUCCAAAGAAUUUGAUGUUCAAAUGGUGGAUAAGAAUUGUGCAGUAAUUGUUUUUUGGACUCCUGGGUUUUCAGAACGUUUUCUGAGGAUCAUGGAUUCUGGAGAAAUCUUCAGUGAAUCUCUGAAAGAUAUGAUCUCAAAAGGAUUAGCAGCAGCAAGUUACAAGACGUACAAAAGUGUCUGUAAAUUAGGUUUAUGGGAAGUAGACUUAGCAGAUGCAUUGGACAAAGCCUUGGAAGAAACUGAGAGACUUACAGAAGCCAAGUCCGAGGAAGAUCUAUCAGUAAUCAACUGGAACAAUGACGAAAUGAUUAAUUUAGACGACCUUUAACAUCUUUUGUUAUUGAUGUAUCCCGGAGAUAGGCCUUGAUAGCUAUUCAUUCUGUGUCAUUGCCCAGGAUUUAUUGGUUAUUAAAACCCAACAAAUACGAUAAACUCUAGCGCAACAUUGAUAUGAAUUAGCAAAGAUUUUACCACAGCAAAAGAUUGACAACGAAUCAAAAAUGGAAGAAGCACCAGAAUUUGUUUCACGGAAGUUCAGCUAAAGAAUUCCUAUAUCUGUGUUGGAGCUCCAACUGUGGCGAGGUUAAGAAGCUGCAGGUUUGGAUUGAGGGUUGAGGGAUUCCAUGACUUAGAGGCAUUCUGGAGGGCAGACAACCACGGAGCAUAGCCCCAGAAACAUCAUCAAAUCCCUUGGAGAAACAUAUCCAAACCCUCCAUCGAUGCUUUGAUGAUUGAUUGGUAAACAACUUAACGUAAUCUACUUUAUUUAUUAGUAGGAAAUGUGACAUUCUAAAUGAGGUCAAGUUAUAUGGUUACAGUGUUGAUGAACAUGUUUCAGUUGAACGAAAGGAGCUCAUAUUCAAUUUGUUCAUGCAUAGAUAUAUUCUACAUGAGUUGUUUGUGUUGAGCCUAAUACCAUUUCCAAACUAGAA
Messenger RNA from Olea europaea var. sylvestris, 2512 nucleotides. Its product is annotated as poly(A)-specific ribonuclease PARN-like. The transcript has 8 exons. The record is from RefSeq and is a predicted model, not a curated record. Gene Ontology annotation, cellular component: cytoplasm. NCBI's taxonomy places the organism in Eukaryota, Viridiplantae, Streptophyta, Magnoliopsida, Lamiales, Oleaceae. Gene Ontology annotation, molecular function: 3'-5'-RNA exonuclease activity; RNA binding. The coding region runs from base 40 to 1908 and encodes 622 amino acids.